Molecule: messenger RNA, 27280 nt
Organism: Coregonus sp. 'balchen'
Lineage: Eukaryota; Metazoa; Chordata; Actinopteri; Salmoniformes; Salmonidae
Source: the annotation of a GenBank genome assembly
AUGGAGGCUAGUAGGCGUUUGGCAGCUCUCCUGCAUACCCGCACAGUGCUCGGGAAACACUUCUGGACGCACAACUUCUCCGUCUCCCUACUUUUGGAUGAGCUGGGCAAUGUGCCACGAGUCACGGGGUUGAUUUUCUGCAAAGUUCGCUUGCUUGAUGGCUCCUUUACUGAGGAAUCUCCAAGGUGAGCAUGGAGGGGGGGUACAGCAGAAAUAUGGUGUUGUCACCAACUCGAGAGCAAGGGAGCUUGUAGUUAAAUCUCAAGUCUUUCCUCGAUUCCUCACGUUCUCUCGUCUCCUGAAAAUGGAAGCAAGGACAGCAUUAGAGUCAAACAUCCAGCAUUUGAAGAAAGACUUAAGAUUCACCCACAGUUACAGAAAUACUAUUUCAAGGUGUGUUUGUGUGUAACCCACAGACUGGAAGUUCUGCACAACUCAGUGCAAUGGGGAAAGAUGUUUGAAUUUGAGUGCAGAAUUGCAGUCAACAGCUUGUCUGGAGUCUUGGAUGACUGCAUGUGUAGACUGUCAGUUCGCAAGGUUAGUUAACUUAUCAUAAAUAAGAGGCUCUCCCUGGAAAACAGUGUAUGUGUCCCCCAAAUGGCACCCUAUUCCCUAUAUAGUGCACUACAUGGGGAAUAGUGUGCCAUUUAGGAUGCAUAAUGGCAAUUGUUACGAAGUGGAGUAAAAUUAGAUAAAAUCUCCCAUCUAGGUAAAACAGCAUACAGUGAGGGAAAAAAGUAUUUGAUCCCCUGCUGAUUUUGUACGUUUGCCCACUGACAAAGAAAUGAUCAGUCUAUAAUUUUAAUGGUAGGUUUAUUUGAACAGUGAGAGACAGAAUAACAACAACAAAAUCCAGAAAAACGCAUGUCAAAAAUGUUAUGAAUUGAUUUGCAUUUUAAUGAGGGAAAUAAGUAUUUGACCCCCUAUCAAUCAGAAAGAUUUCUGGCUCCCAGGUGUCUUUUAUACAGGUAACGAGCUGAGAUUAGGAGCACACUCUUAAAGGGAGUGCUCCUAAUCUCAGCUUGUUACCUGUAUAAAAGACACCUGUCCACAGAAGCAAUCAAUCAAUCAGAUUCCAAACUCUCCACCAUGGCCAAGACCAAAGAGCUCUCCAAGGAUGUCAGGGACAAGAUUGUAGACCUACACAAGGCUGGAAUGGGCUACAAGACCAUCGCCAAGCAGCUUGGUGAGAAGGUGACAACAGUUGGUGCGAUUAUUUGCAAAUGGAAGAAACACAAUAGUACUGUCAGUCUCCCUCGUCCUGGGGCUCCAUGCAAGAUCUCACCUCGUGGAGUUGCAAUGAUCAUGAGAAUGGUGAGGAAUCAGCCCAGAACUACACGGGAGGAUCUUGUUAAUGAUCUCAAGGCAGCUGGGACCAUAGUCACCAAGAAAACAAUUGGUAACACACUACGCUGUGAAGGACUGAAAUCCUGCAGCACCCACAAGGUCCCCCUGCUCAAGAAAGCACAUAUACAGGCCCGUCUGAAGUUUGCCAAUGAACAUCUGAACGGUUCAGAGGAGAACUGGGUGAAAGUGUUGCGGUCAGAUGAGACCAAAAUCGAGCUCUUUGGCAUCAACUCAACUCGCCGUGUUUGGAGGAGGAGGAAUGCUGCCUAUGACCCCAAGAACACCAUCCCCACCGUCAAACAUGGAGGUGGAAACAUUAUACUUUGGGGAUGUUUUUCUGCUAAGGGGACAGGACAACUUCACCGCAUCAAAGAGACGAUGGACGGGGCCAUGUACCGUUAAAUCUUGGGUGAGAACCUCCUUCCCUAAACCAGGGCAUUGAAAAUGGGUCGUGGAUGGGUAUUCCAGCAUGACAAUGACCCAAAACACACGGCCAAGGCAACAAAGGAGUGGCCCAAGAAGAAGCACAUUAAGGUCCUGGAGUGGCCUAGCCAGUCUACAGACCUUAAUCCCAUAGAAAAUCUGUGGAGGGAGCUGAAGGUUCGAGUUGCCAAACGUCAGCCUCGAAACCUUAAUGACUUGGAGAAGAUCUGCAAAGAGGAGUGGGACAAAAUCCCUCCUGAGAUGUGAAAACGUGGUGGCCAACUACAAGAAACGUCUGACCUCUGUGAUUGCCAACAUGGGUUUUGCCACCAAGUACUAAGUCAUGUUUUGCAGAGGGGUCAAAUACUUAUUUCCCUCAUUAAAAUGCAAAUCAAUUUACAACAUUUUUGACAUGCGUUUUUCUGGAUAUGUUUGUUGUUAUUCUGUCUCUCACUGUUCAAAUAAACCUACCAUUAAAAUUAUAGACUGAUCAUGUCUUUGUCAGUGGGCAAACGUACAAAAUCAGCAGGGGAUCAAAUACUUUUUUCCCUCACUGUACAUAAAAUGAGACGUUCCAGUUCAGAAUCUUAUUCAAAUGUGCUGAAGGAAAGAUAAAUUAUGAAAAAGAUGAAACAACCUGUUCUUCUCUUCAUUCAGGACACAAAGGGAGGAAAGUCAUACCAAAAGGUACGUUUGAGAGGAGAAUGACCACUGUUCCACAUGUUCAUGGGCAAGCUCCCAACAUACAGCAUAGUAGGGGCUUGCUUACACUUAUCCAGACCCUUUAGAUGGGCAGAUAUGGAAGGUAUAGAUGCAUGAGGGUUGUUUUUUCCGUAGUGCAUCAGUUUUUCUCACACCUUCAGUCAUAAUAUCGCCCCAAUUUCCAUGUUAUUUGUAUUAGGUGGGUUAUGCCGACCUCAACCUGUCUGAGUAUGCAGGCUCUGGGUAUGUGACCCGACACUGCCUCCUAGAGGGAUAUAUGAACAAGGACAACAAGCUGGACAACUCCCUUCUCAAGGUAAGUCAAUUAUUUAGGUCCAAAUGGGACCCUACUCCCUUUAUAGUGCACUCCUUUUGACCAGAGCCCCAUAGUUCCUGGUCAAAAGUAGUGCACUAUAAAGGUGAAUAGGAAAAGUAGACAGUCCUUAGACAGCACUGCUUAAGUCAUAGUGAAAGAAAAAAAGUGUGUGCUCUUAGAGAAAUUGAAGUUUGCAGUUGAUAAGUACAUUUUGUGAAAACAAAGUCUUGCAACAAAACCAAUCCUGUAUAACAUAUUUGUAACUUAUUGGUUACCUGUACAGGUGGGCCUACAGAUGCAGCUGCUUCAGGGAGACCCAUGUUUCAGAGUGUGAGGAUAUUAUUAAUUGCAUUGAUCAACUAUUAUUCACUAAUACGGUAUUAUGGAUGUUAUUGUACAUAAACUACCAAUAUUCAACCAUCUUUUCAUUUAUAUUAAUUUCCCAACUUUGAUUACAAUAUGCUGCCGAUUAUAGUCUUUGUCAUUCUCCUGUUUGUGCUCUCCUCAGUCCUACCCACCAUUCACUUCCAAACGGAACUUUGUCAUCUGAGAAUGUUGAGCAGCCCAGAGAAAGCACAUCCAGUCACUCUGAGCCUGGUAUGUGUAACCAGCCAGGGUUUGGACCCGUGCUACAAGACUGUGUUAAGCUGCUGAGCUAAAGCCUAGGCAUUAGCUCGGGAAGCUAACACAAAUCUGUAGGUCUUAGACUUGUGUGGUUAACCUAACGACCUCUGUUUAAUAUGCUUGUACUUAUCAGGCAAACACACCAACUCACAGAGAUGCACCAAUUAACUAUCCUCAUCAAACUGCAACCACCAAAGAUCAUUUGGCAUUUGAAGUAAACCCCACAAUGUAUUUCACUCAGGUUAAAAUCAAAUCAAAUGUUAUUGGUCACAUAUAUACGUGUUUAGCAGAUGUUAUUGCGGGUGUAUCUCUGUAAGUCGCUCUGGAUAAGAGCGUCUGCUAAAUGACGUAAAUGUAAAUGUAAAUGUAGCGAAAUGCUCAUCAGAGGACACCCUGAGAAGGCAGCUGGCGAUGAAGGGUGGGCUGCUGCUGGAUUCCAUGCCCAGUCAGAACCCGGAGGCGCAGGAGAGGGCCAGAGUUGCCGGUCAGUUGACUCGGGUCGGGAACACACGGGUGGAUGCCAAGGAUGUGGUUGAAAAUCUCUGUCUGGAGAGCUUGGGCUCAGUAUUUGAGCUCCCUGCUCCCAUGGAAGGUACUUUGAACUUGAUGCUGGUUUCAAGAACACAGAUUAGUAAAAGCAUGGCAUACUACUCAAUAGAGAAUGCUAAUGCUUAGUAUCUAUAUCUAUUACAGAAGCUGGACUUGCACUCUUUGUUGGUCAGGAUGGCACCACAACCCUUGGUGUCAGUCACAUACAGAACCGGUAGCCUAUUGGAGAUGGAUCUCAACUGAUCGUUGAAAUGUCAUAUGUUGAUUCUAAUGUAAUGAGAUUACGAUUCUUAAUUGGAUUUGUAGUGAUGCCCCACUCUGUCUCAACAGGGACUCCCAUGCUGGAAGUUUAGAGAAUGUCAUCAUAAUGAAAUAAAGAUGUUGAAAUAAAGAUGUUUCACACCCAAACAACAAGAAAAUCGUAUUUUCUUUGCGCCUACCCUAUAUCAGAGACCUACUGUAGAUGACAAUGUUUUAAUGAAAAUUAACUAAUGAAGAAUAUGAAUAACACUUUAGUCAAAUUGGAAUUCUAAUUUACUUAUUUAUUUUGAGUGCAUUUUAAUGUACUUCUAACACUUUUCUAUCUUUGAAAAACGAAGCGGACAUGACGUAGGUGUUAUGAUGAUGUUAGCCAGUUAAAAUGUUUCAUUGAAAAAGAAUCGACAACACGGAAGUGUCAAGAUGGCUCCAAGCGGACUGAAGGCGUUAGUCGGAGAGAGUAAGUGAAAAAACUUGUCAAUUUUAUAAUUCUCAACUCUCUAAUGUUCGACGUUCCGCGGUAGAAAUCGUGCCUUUUUGAUACCAUCAUGCUUUUAGUUUGUUGUCACUAAAAUUAAGAACAUAAAACAUCCAAACAAACUGCCUGGCUAGUUAGCGAUACACAUAGCCUUCGUCACUCAAGCAAGUUGCUUCCUUAGUUGUACGCUAGUAAUGCCUGGACAUGGUAUAUUGCUUGCUGUCAUUAGGCUAUUUAAAAUAGAAAUAUAAAAUGUGACUGGGAAGGGUAUGCCUCAUCACUAGUAGUUGUAUUUCAAGUAGGCUCUAAAACUUGAAUGUUUUGCUGACUUUAUCAUGGAAGCUAUGAUGGGAACAAUAGGGCAAGUUGGGUGUAGCUAGUUGAUUGUGGGCUGUCUUGUGAUCAACCAUGCAUGUGAACGAAGACAAUGUGUACCUACUACCUGUGUAAGUUCAUUUUCCUUAGCCUUUUACUACCCAAUUAGUUACUGUUUGACACUGGCUAACAAACUCCAUCUGGGUCAACUUUAAGAGAUCUCUGUAAAAUAUGGAACCAGGAAAAAACAGAUUCCAGACCCUAGACUACUAUUGUCUAUUAACUUAUUUUUUGCCUCUUGCCAGGCCAUCAUUGUAAAUAAAAAUGUGUUCUUAAUUGACCCCCCCCCCCAGGUAAAAUAAACACCACUACUCAUUCUAAAUCUAAAAUGUAACAUAGUUGUUGGACAAAUUUCAGUUUUGUUACUGUAAUAUUUCAUUCUUCCUCUCAUUCCUCAUCUCUUAAGAAAUCCUGAAUGGAGUUAUCAAAAGUGUGAAGAAGGAUGGAGAAUGGAAGGUAUUGUAAAACAUUUUUUUGUGUUGCUCUGAAAAGAUUCAGGUCAAAAUACAUCAUGUCUGACUCUGUCAAAUUGUCAAUCAUAAUAGCCUAAAGAUCAAUUGAAUAUUAAUGAAUAACGCCCAUCUCUGUUUGUCCAGGUGCUCAUUGUGGACCACAUCAGCAUGCGAAUCCUGUCCUCCUGCUGCAAGAUGUCAGAUAUCAUGGCAGAGGGGGUGACUAGUAAGUGUUGGGAUGGCCAGUGGGCUAAGGCUACUUUUAUUUGUCAAUAACUAUUUAUUAUAUCAAGGGACACCCCAGGCAUCAUUUUAAGUAUACCUGGGUUCAAACAGUAUUUGUUUUCUUUCAAAUACUUAAGCUGCGCUCGACUGAGAUUGUCUGGUGCAAUGGAAUAAAUAAAUAAAUAAAUACUAUUUGAAUCCAGGUAUGGGUCAGAGUAUGAGGAGGUGAGAGUCUGUGGAGAUGUUCUUCAGUUAGGAUGCACAGUCCCUAACUGAUCUACCUUUUCCUACCCCAGUUGUGGAGGACAUCAACAAGCGCAGGGAGCCCAUCUCCAGCCUGGAGGCCAUUUAUCUGAUCUCCCCUUCAAAGAAGGUGAGAAGUGUGUUUCCCCUGCCAUUCCCCCUUUAACUAUGUCAUCAACUGCUAUAUCCUGUACUGCUGUAAAGCCAUCUUACGCUCUUUGUCUUCUUCUUUUUCUCUCACCUGUGCGUGUGCGCGUGUGGAAAUUCUCAGUCGGUUCAUGCUCUUAUCAAUGACUUCAAAGAGACGGCUUUCACCUACAAAGCGGCGCACAUCUUCUUCACAGACAGUAAGACCAUUUGUUUUAAAGUGUUAUAAAACUUCAUCAAAACUAUACUCUUCCAUCGUCUGAUACCAAAAAAUGUGGUGUUUUGUCAUUUUGGUCACGUCUCUCUUGAAAGGAGAUUCUAAAUCUUAAUGAGAUUAACCUUGUAAAAUCUCUAAAAGCAUGAAUAUAUUUUAAAAGAAUACAAAAUAACAGUUGGUUUUGUGCCAAUCACCUAUCCUGCAGAUUGCCCAGAUGCUCUGUUUGCUGAGAUUGGGAGGGCCAGAGUUGCCAGAGUCAUCAAGACUCUGAAGGAGAUCAACGUGGCUUUCCUGCCGUACGAGUCCCAGGUGGGUACCUACCUACAGCACCUUCUUUGAACUUCGCUCAACUCUGGUCCAAUGGCCAAAUUGCCGAAGGUCCAGUGAAGUAUCCAGUGACAUUGCCCAGUAAUUGUAGGCUGGCUGAGGGAAGGAGGUUCUCACCCAAGAUUUGACGGUACAUGGCCCGUCCAUCGUCCCUUUGAUGCGGUGAAGUUGUCCUGUCCCCUUAGCAGAAAACCACCCCCAAAGCAUAGUGUUUCCACCUCCAUGUUUGACGGUGGGGAUGGUGUUCUUGGGGACAUAGGCAGCAUUCCUCCUCCUCCAAACACGGCAAGUUGAGUUGAUGCCAAAGAGCUCUAUUUUGGUCUCAUCUGACCACAACACUUUCACCCAGUUCUCCUCUGCAUCAUUCAGAUGUUCAUUGGCAAACUUCAGAUGGGCAUGUAUAUGUGCUUUCUUGAGCAGGGGGACCUUGCGGCGCUGCAGGAUUUCAGUCCUUCACGGCGUAGUGUGUUACCAAUUGUUUUCUUGGUGACUAUGGUCCCAGCUGCCUUGAGAUCAUUGACAAGAUCCUCCCGUGUAGUUCUGGGCUGAUUCCUCACCGUUCUCAUGAUCAUUGCAACUCCACGAGGUGAGAUCUUGCAUGGAGCCCUAGGCUGAGGGAGAUUGACAGUUCUUUUGUGUUUCUUCCAUUUGCGAAUAAUCGCACCAACUGUUGUCACCUUCUCACCAAGCUGCUUGGCGAUGGUCUUGUAGCCCAUUCCAGCCUUGUGUAGGUCUACAAUCUUGUCCCUGACAUCCUUGGAGAGCUCUUUGGUCUUGGCCAUGGUGGAGAGUUUGGAAUCUGAUUGAUUGAUUGCUUCUGUGGAGAGGUGUCUUUUAUACAGGUAACAAACUGAGAUUAGGAGCACUCCCUUUAAGAGUGUGCUCCUAAUCUCAGCUCGUUACCUGUAUAAAAGACACCUGGGAGCCAGAAAUCUUUCUGAUUGAGAGGGGGUCAAAUACUUAUUUCCCUCAUUAAAAUGCAAACCAAUUUAUAACAUUUUUUACAUGCGUUUUGUUGUUGUUAUUCUAUCUCUCACUGUUCAAAUAAACCUACCAUUAAAAUUAUAGACUGAUCAUUUCUUUGUCAGUGGGCAAACAUACAAAAUCAGCAGGGGAUCAAAUACUUUUUUCCCUCACUGUAUCUCUAAUAUGGUCAUACAUUUGGCAGGAGGUUAGGAAGUGCAGCUCAGUUUCCACCUCAUUUUGUGGGCAGUGUGCACAUAGCCUGUCUUCUCUUGAAAGCCAGGUCUGCCUACGGCGGCCUUUCUCAAUAGCAAGACUAUGCUCACUGAGUCUGUACAUAGUCAAAGCUUUCCUUAGGUUUGGGUCAGUCACAGUGGUCAGGUAUUCUGCCACUGUGUACUCUCUGUUUAGAGCCAAAUAGCAUUCUAGUUUGCUCUGUUUUUUUGUUAAUUCUUUCCAAUGUGUCAAGUAAUUAUCUUUUUGUUUUCUCAUGGGUCUAGUUGUGUUGUUGUCUCGCUCUCUCGCUCUCUGUCUCUCUGUCUCACGCCCUUCCUGUCCCUUCUCUAUUCUAGGUAUUUUCCCUGGACGAUCCCAGCUCCCUGCACUCGUUCUACAGUCCAGUUGGAGAGGGGAAUAAAGACAGAAUGAUGGAGACUCUGGCAGAGCAGAUCGCCACCCUCUGUGACACCCUGAAGGAGUACCCUGCCAUCCGCUUCCACAGGUACCUAUACACUCCAUACCCUAACUUACAGACAGGUCUGAUAAAUACAGGCAUGAAGGUGCUACCAGAGGUUUCAGUGGGAGUUGGGUGCUCAUCUGAGUAAAUAGAUACUUUUAGUCCUCCAAUAGUGGGCAACACCCCAAAUGGAUCUUUUUCAAAGCUCAUCACACAGGUCUUACAUACAGAGCCUGUCUUCAAUGAUCACUUUCUCUUGGGUACUUGAGUGUCUUGCAAGUUAUAUGCCACUUACACUCUCUCUCUUUCUCUCUCUCCCUCUACCAUAGCGGUCCUGAGGAGAAUGCCAGACUGGCUGAGGAGGUGUAUCAGCGUCUGAACGCCCAUAAAGCAGACAACCCCAGCAUGGGAGAGGUGAGGAGAGGAGACGCCAACGCCUCACCACCUCUCACAAUACACAACACUUCUUUACGGUACUAAUAGUACCAUGUCUGCUUGGUUCAAAAUGACCGUUCACUCCCUACGCCAAUUGAAAAUACACUGCGUUGAAUGACUUCUAUCUGAAACCAUCAAAUGCUUUGUAUUUAUGAUACUAGGCUUAUGAUAUGGUUAUUGAAGCAUUUUGAAAGUGUUACAUCUAUGGGAGUUUCUCAUAGCUCCUUACUUUCUCACUUGAUUUCCUGUAAAUUAUCUUUCACACUCUCUACUGCUCGGCUACUUUUUCUCUCCUUUUCUGUCUUUCCUAGCUGGCAUUUCCUUAAGCCUGUGUUGGACCUUUGAAGGCAUGUAUUCAUUUGAUAUAAUUUAUCUUUCUGAUAUUAUCUUCUCCAUGGUCCUUCUGCCUCAGUACCCAGCACAGUAACACCAUUUUCACACUCGUGCAGAACCGUACUGUGCUGGCUUGGAUAUGUUUUUUUCACAACAAAAUAUCCACUGUGGUGUGUGCAUAAGCAGGCCAGCACAGUACAGUGUGAAAAGGGUAUUAGAAUACACAUGGCAUAGAUAUUUUCUUGUUAUUGUGAUGGUACUUUAGGAAAAAAAUUGAAUGUGUAAAUGGCUGGGGGAACAAAACUCUUCUGAAUGUGGUAAAGUCUGAUAGUGGCACUGACUGGGCGAUGUCUUGGUAAAACCUGUUACCCAAAAGCAUUCCUGACAUUGUAUUGUGGAGCUAGAGACAAUAGAUUUAAUCUAAAACAAUAUGCCCUGUCUGCCAAAGCAUUGAAGUGGUUAACUGGUCAUUACAAAGUGACAUUUCUAGGUAUAAUUUCUUGCCCUGACGUGAAAUGUCUGAUGUGUUUUCAGGGUCCUGACAAGGCCAGGUCUCAGCUGUUGAUUGUGGACCGUGGCUUUGACCCCAUCUCUCCCAUUCUGCACGAGCUGACUUUCCAGGCCAUGGUCUAUGACCUUCUGGACAUCAAACAGGACAUCUACAAGUAGGCUUAGUUUGGCAACCUAUUCCUAAUAUAGUGCACUACUUUUGACCAGGGCCCAUGAUGACCAUAUGGAAAAUGCUAAACAGACACUCCUGCAAACGAUACUUAAUUUCAGAAUUGGUAAAAUUUAGCUUAAGGUUAAGGGUCAGUUUUACAUUUUGGUUAGUCGUUUUACAGGUUAGGAGUGUCCUAAUAACCUUUCUCCUACCAUAUUAUUUGUGUUGUCAAUGUAGCUAUACAUAGUACCAAUGUAUACUUACGUACCAUACCAUCAGUAGAAGAAGGUAUCUGUCAUAUGGUAUCCCUGUAUAACGGCUGUUAUUGUGUGUGUUCUAGAUAUCAGACGACUGGGAUCGGGGACUCCAAGGAGAAGGAGGUUCUCCUGGACGAAGACGAUGAGCUGUGGGUCCAGCUGAGACACAUGCACAUAGCUGACGUCACCAAGUAAGACACACUAUCAUUAAGAUGACCUACAACUAGUGUUUUUAACUGAUCUAACCUCUAAUAAGAGAUUACAUGAUCCAGAGUUGUUUGAGGUAAGUUUAGUGUUCUAUUCAGGAAGUGAAUUGUAAAAAUGUAAUAUAAUGAAUUCUCUUUCUUGAAUUGAACACUGAAUUGAACCCAACCCUGGGAUAGUCUCUGUCAGAUGUUGCUCAUUGUUCGUGUUCCAGGAAAGUGACGGAGCUGCUGCGUGUGUUCUGUGAGAGCAAGAGGAUGUCCACUGAUAAGGCUAAUAUCAAAGACCUGUCUCAGAUGCUGAAGAAGAUGCCACAGUACCAGAAGGAACUCAGCUUGGUGGGUGUUCCUUGUCUUUCCAUCUAAAAUCAGUUGAUUGGUUGAGAUUGGCUUUCAUGACAUGUCUCUCCAGUGAUCACAUACUGUCAGCCUAAAUGUAAACCGAUGAUGUAUUCACUUUUAUAGCAUAUAGAUAAUCACCCAGAUUUUUUGGCAAAGACGUGGGCCAUGUUCCAAUGUGGGCCAUGUUUUCUCUCCCUGCUACGCUGAAAGCUUAGUGCAAGCUACUUUAUCCUAUUGUUCUCUGGAGUGAAUUUUACGCUCAAGGGGCGCGAGCCUGAUUUAAUUGAAAUGAAUAGGAGCGUAUUACCCUCUGCAAACGUUGCGCAUCCGGUGUAGCAGGCCACUUAUAAUGCAUGCCCAAUACAUUUCUUCAUUCUACAGUGCCUUCAGAAAGUAUUCACACCCCUUGACUUUUUCCACAUUUUGUUGUGUUACAGCCUGAAUUUAAAAUGGAUUAAAUGUAGAUUUUUUGUCACUGGUCUACAGACAAUACCCCAUAAUGUCAAAGUGGAAUUAUGUUUUUAGAAACUUUUACAAAUUAAUUAAAAAUCAAACGCUGAAAUGUCUUGAGUCAAUAAGUAUUCAACCCCGUGGUUAUGGCAAGCCUAAAUACGUUCAGGAGUAAAAAUCUGCUUAACAAGUCGCAUAAUAAGUUGCAUGGACUCACUUUGUGUGCAAUAAUAGUGUUUAUCAUGACUUUUGAAUGACUACCUCAUCUCUGUACCCCACACAUACAAUUAUCUGUAAGGUCCCUCAGUCGAGCAGUGAAUUUCAAACAGAGAUCCAACCACAAAGACCAGGGUGAUGUUCUAAUGCCUCGCAAAGAAGGGCACCUAUUGGUAGAUUUAAAAAUAUAUAUAUAUACUUUUUAAAAAAAAAAAUUUUUUAAAGCAGACACUGAAUAUCCCUUUGAGCAUGGUGAAGUUAUUAAUUACACUUUGGAUGGUGUAUCAAUACACCCAGUCACUACAAAAAUACAGGCGUCCUUCCUAACUCAGUUGCCGGAGAGGAAGGAAACCGCUCAGGGAUUUCACCAUGUUACAGAGACUGUGAUAGGAGAACUGAGGAUGGAUCAACAACAUUGUAAUUACUCCACAAUACUAACGUAAUUGACAGAGGGAGAAGAAGGAAGCCUGUACAGAACAAAAAUAUUCCAAAACAUGCAUCCUGUUUGGAACAAGUCACUAAAGUAAUACUGCAAAACAUUUUGCUAACCAAUUUACUUUUUGUCCUGAAUACAAAAAGUGUUAUAUUUGGGGCAAAUCCAAUGCAACACAUUACUGAGUACCACUCUCCAUAUUUUCAAGCAUAGUGGUGGCUGCAUCAUGUUAUAGGUAUCCCUGUAAUCGUUAAGGACUGGGGAAUUUUUCAGGAUUAUAAAAGAAGCAGAAUGGAACAAAGCACAGGCAAAAUCCUAGAGAAACUUGUUUCAGUCUGCUUUCCUCUAGACACUGGGAGAUGAAUUCACCUUUCAGCAGGACAAUAUCCUAAAACACAAGGCCAAAUCUACACUGGAGAAGACGGUGAAUGUUCCUGAGUGGCCAAGUUACAGUUUUGACUUAAAUCUACUUGAAAAUCUAUGGCAAGACCUGAAAAUGUUUGUCUAGCAAUGAUCAACUAUCAAUUUGACAGAGCUUGAAGAAUUGUUUUAAUAAUAAUGGGCAACUGUUGCACAAUCCAUGUGUGGAAAGCUCUGAGACUUACCCAGGAAGACUCACAGCUGUAUAAUCACUGCUAAAGGUACUUACAUUUACGUCAUUUAGCAGACGCUCUUAUCCAGAGCGACUUACAAAUUGGUGCAUUCACCUUAUGAUAGCCAGUGGGACAACCACUUUACCAAUUUUUUAUUUUAUUUUUUUGAGUAUAUUAUAGUUUUAUAUAGUUUUUAUAUAGUUUUAUAUAUUAUUAUUAUUUAAAAACAAUUGUGGGGUGGGGUGGGGGGGGGGGGGUAGAAUGAUUAUUUUAUACUAUCCCAGGUAUUCCUUAAAGAGGUAGGGUUUCAAGUGUCUCCGGAAGGUGGUCAGUGACUCCGCUGUCCUGGCGUCGUGAGGGAGCUUGUUCCACCAUUGGGGUGCCAGAGCAGCGAACAGUUUUGACUUCUACAAAGUAUUUACUCAGGGGUGUGAAUACUUGUGUAAAUGAGAUACUGUAUUUCAUUUUCCCAAAAAAAUCCAAAAUGUAUAAAAACAUGUUUUCAUUGUGUCAUUAUGGGGUAGUGUGUGUAGAUGGAUGAGAACUGCAAUUGAAUCCAUUUUGAAUUCAGGCUGUAACAACAAAGUGGAGUAUUAUGAUAGUGUGGAGUGAUGACAUCAACUUGUUAGAAGUGAAUAAGUAAUGCGUUUGUUUUGAUUUGCAGUACUCCACUCACCUGCAUCUGGCUGAGGCCUGCAUGAAGAAAUUCAAAGCCUCGGUUGACAAGCUGUGUGAGGUGGAACAGGUCAGUGUUGCUACAAAACAAGUCACAAAUGGCAGCCUAUUCUCUAUGUAGUGCACUACUUUUGACCAAGGCCCAUAGGGAUCUGAUCAAAAGUAGUGCGCUAUAUAGGGAAUAGGGUGCCGUCAAGCUCCCUCCCUCUCUUAUGAAACCAUAUGCAAAUGACCUGGCAGGUACACCCAGGAGCAUGUUUUUGAUUCUCUGAUGUGUAGACGCAGCCUGUUUUAUUCAACCUUUAUUUAACCAGCAAGACCCUUGAGAUGAAUCAUCUGUUUUUCGAGAGCGACCUAUAGCAUUUUAAUUAUAUGUUUGUAGGUUCUUUUGAUUUUUAUAUGUUUGUGUUCUAUGAUUUUCCCAUAUUUCCUGACAUCAUCCUUUCUACAGUGAAAUGUUUCUUUUCCCAAACCGAUAUCAUCCUCUUCCUUGUUUUCUAUAUAAUAUUUAAUAAUGUAAUAUUACCUUGAAUAAUCACAUCCCUGGUUGUAAGCCUUAGGUGGUUAAACCAUGAAUGACCAGGUCACCAUGAUAAUGUUGUGCUGUUGUGUAAUAUAUUUUAAUAUGUAGGAUUAUCGUAUCAUAUAAUAAGACUCCCACUCCCGCAUACUCACCCCAUCUAGCCUCCACUGGGGUGCUGAUCUCCCCACGCUCCCAUCUCUGUUUUUACCACUCUGUUGCUCUUAAAAGCUUCAUAGGCUGCUGCAUCCCAAAUGGCACCCUAUUCACUAGUGCACUACUUUUGAACAGAGCCCUAUGUGUCCUGGUCAAAAGUAGUGCACUAUAUAGGGAAUAGGGUGCCAUUUGAGACGCAGCCGUAGUGUGACGCUGUCUGGCGGCCUAGCCGGCAUCCACUUCACUCUGCUAUCUUUAUGUAGUAAUGUUGUGUAAAGGGCUUGAGAUGAGGCGCAUCUGGAUCAACUGUCCCUCUCUGAACCUACAGUAAUGCACAGGAAGCUGUUAUUAUGUCAUACCUAGUCUUUUAAAGACCAUUAAUGUUGCCAGGCUGUUAUUACUGCAUCCAUCCAUCAAUCCUACACCAUAAGGCAUCAUACAUCUCAGACUAUAACCCUUUCCUUGUUCCCAGAACAGCUCCUACUUUCUCCCUCAACACAUUUACUGCGUCCCAAAUGGCACCCUAUUCCCUAAUUUAGUGCAUUACUAAUAGCGUGCCUUUUGGGAUGCAAGCAUUGUUUUGGUCUUAAUGGUUCUAAUAGCUCCGCUCAAGUUUGUUUCAUAGUCUUUAAUAUAGUAGGUUUAGUGGUCGAUCAGUUGAGACAUACCUAGCAUGUCCAGGAGUGAUAUAAUCUGGGUAUGCUUGUGGGGUAAGGAUCUGAAGUGUUAAUGCACUGAUGUGUGACUAAGGGGGAAGACUUAAAGGCAUCAUUCUAUGAGUGUUGUUGAUUGUUGUUUUCCCCAUAUGUUUCUCAGGACCUGGCCAUGGGGACUGAUGUAGACGGGGAACCCCUGAAGGAUGCCAUGAAGAGCAUCGUCCCCGUACUCCUCAACACCGACAUCGACCCCUACGACAAGAUCCGCAUCAUACUGCUCUAUAUCUUCCACAAGAAGAAGGGUAGGUCAACAGAAUAGCGCUGGCUGCAUGAUCCCAAUCUCUGCUUUCUGUCAAUGCAUGGUCAAGAUCCACUCAGCAGGUACAGCUAAAUGAGUGUUUCUAAUAUGAUACCACACAGCUACUACUCUACCUAACUGCUAUUGAAAUGAAAUGAUAGCUUUCCUGAACAGCUCUAUAAGAUCAAUGAACUUGAUCACAUUUUUUGGUGUGGAUGUAUAUGUUUGUGGAUGUUGGCCUGAGGAGCAGAUGGGGAUCUUUUAGGUUGAGAGCUUGUGGUUACUGUUGAUCCCCGGGGGAUGACAACAGGCUAGCUAAUGAAGCAGUUUUGAUUCGGGUAAUUUGGUGAUGAGUCGUCACUCAUUCUCCAGCUCUACUCUGUAUAAUGGGGGUCUCGUAACACACAGGCAUUGGAGAGGAGAACCUGACCAAGUUAAUCCAGCAUGCCAAUGUGCAGGCAAACAGCAACAUCAUCACCAACCUACAGCACCUGGGCUGUCCCAUCAUCGCUGGGGUUAGUAAGGCUCUGUCUCUGUCCUGUGUCUGUCUCUGUCUGUUGCUCUCUCACACGUUUUUGGGCUGAACAAAUGCCUCUCUUUACAGUGAAGCCUUUUUUCCCUUGUUAUAUUUGAAGGAUGUGAAAUGUUGUGUUUCAGGCUCCCAAUGCUGGGAAAACACUGCCUGAGAAGAAAGAGCGCAAGGAGAGCACGUACCAGCUCUCCCGAUGGACACCCACCAUCAAAGACGUGAUGGAGGUAUGGAGGAGGAAAUGGAUAAACAGACAGUGUGGUAGAGGACAACCAGACCCGUUCCAUAUAGACCUGGUCGGACCCGGUCCGAUCCGAGUGAGGGAAGCAGCAGAAAAGUCCAUUUUUUAAGAUCCUUUAUUAACCGGAGCUGAUAAAGCGUGAGGGAGAGAGAGGUGCCGCUCUAGCAGGGGCCGUGCUGUGUGUGUACUCUGAGAGGGAGGGAGAGACGCCAAGCAGACUCGUGCUAUAGUAGACUAAUAGCUGCCAUAGCUAGGUUAUUUAUCAUUCAAUAUGGUUACGUAGUACCUGUCUUGACUGCAUCAAACCGGAAGCUAGUCUAAUUGAGGCUGCAUGCACUUCCUUGUCCUAACAACUCCAUUCAGAUUAUUAAGUAGCAGCCUACCUGUUGGCUCUUGGUCAUUGUAGCCUUUCGUUCUCCUUUAACAAUUAAUUUUAUCAUUUUAAUUCCAUUGAUUAGAUAUCGCCUAACUUUUGACCGACACGGAGGCUCUGACUGUAGCUUAUUGCUGCUUUGAUGACUUAUGAUUGGCCAACAACAAGCUCCAUGGGCCACUCUGGUGAAAAACAAGAGCAGCAGCAUAAAUUAUACAAUUUCUCCCUCCUGCAGCAGCCGCGUUCGGGUCUGUACGGGUGCUUCUGGACAAGUCGGUUAAAAUUGCAUAUACCCAUGACAAUAAUAUCAGAUAAGACCCGUGACAUAAUUUAGAAUUCUGGAUCCGUCUCGGGUAUUUGGGUAUAGGUGGAUCCGUGAACAGCUAACUGAAGACAGGACGGCCGGGCAGUUGAGUCUGUUUCGGCGGUAACAUGGACUCUAAACAAAGUGAUUGCUGAAACAAGCAACAAAAAACACCCCCCACAAUGCAGCAUCAGCACACAUAGAAAUAGAAUGAAUAGAAGUGGCUUGGAACAUAUAACCCUGGCAAUUUGACUGGUAAACUCAUGGGUACAUUCGCAAUGGCUUCCUGAUAUAGACCCAGUCGGUAUUAGAUUUAUGUCGCAACCCUCCCCGUCUGUGGGGAAGACAACCUGUGGUUACUCCAGUGGCUCACAGCAAAAACGUGACCUUUUUCAACCACAAUUUCCUUGUUUUAGUCAAUUACAAAACUACAUUUAAGAAAAGUACAUAUCUGAAGAUUACUUUUCAACAUUGACUGCUCUCUAGCGUUCUCACGACUUAGAAAAACAUAAGGCUUCCCACAUCCCCCUUUUCCGUCAUGACGAUGCUAGCUAGCAGCCACGUGAGUGAGUGAGUGCUAGCUACUGACCACAACAUUAAGCUAGCCAAGACCAACAACACAAACAAACGGACUAUACACAAAUCACCACACAUAUUGAUGGGUACACUUCCUGCUUUUACUUCCUGCUUUGCUUCUAUGGGUACACUCACAAUGGCUGCCAGUGUACCCAUUUAUGCCAUCAUUGACUUAAAUGGGGACACCCGUUCUAUUCAUUCUAUUUCUAUGGCAGCACAUGCAGUCAGGAGAGGAGAAAAUGUGCAUCUAAAAAAAAAAUGUAUUUCAUUAAAUGUUUUACUAUUUGAAAGGUUAUUACGAAGACCGCGGUCAUUUGGCUAGCCAAUUACUGUCAUCCAAAAAAUGACCGUCACAGCCCAAGUCUGACCAACCGUGUGUCUAUUUUUUCCAGAAUGCCAUCGAGGACAAGCUGGACAGGAAGCAGUGGCCGUUCAUCUCUGACCCUGCCCCCAUCAACACCAUGCAGACGACUGUCAGGUGUGUAUUCUGGAUACACCACGGGGUGGUGGAGCCACAGCAUGGAAGGGGGUGGGGCCGGACCGGGGACAGAGAAGGGGCAUGGCCUUAUAUGAGGCAGAUGGAUAACCAGGGUCACAUACAUUAACACUUUAGUCUCAGUUGUCAUCUUGAAAAUAGAGCUUUGCCGUAGUUACGUGUGCUGGAGAGGUGAAAAGUUAAAGUUGAUCCAAACUGCCUAUUAGACAGCUUGUGAAUAAUCUCCCCCGCCACAUACCAGGAGUUUUUUUUUUUUUUAGUUUGUUGAUAUAGCUUGUUCAUGUUGGACAGUGCAUUCGGAAAGUAUUCAGACCUCUGGACUUUUUCCACAUUUUGUUACAUUACAGCCUUAUUCUAAAAUGUAUUAUCAAAACAUUUUCCUCAUCAAUCUACACACAAUACCCCCAUAAGGACAAAGCAAAAACAGGUUUUUAGAAAUGUAAAAAACAGAAAUACCUUAUUUACGUAAGUAUUCAGACCCUUUGCUAUGAGUCUCGAAAUUGAGCUCAGGUGAAUCCUGUUUCCAUUGAUCAUUCUUGAGAUGUUUCUACAACUUGAUUGGAGUCCACCUGUGGUAAAUUCUAUUGAUUGGACAUGAUUUGGAAAGGCACACACCUGUCUAUAUAAGGUCCCACAGUUGACAGUGCAUGUCAGAGCAAAAACCAAGGAAUUGUGCGGAGAGCUCUAAGACAGGAUUGUGUCGAGGCACAGAUCUGGGGAAGUGAACCAAUAAUUAUCUGCAGCAUUGAAGAUCCCCAAUAAUACAGUGACCUCCAUCAUUCUUAAAUGGAAGAAGUUUGGAACCACCAAGACUCUUCCUAGAGCUGGCCGCCCAGCCAAACUGAGCAAUCGGGGGAGAAGGGCCUUGGUCAGGGAGGUGACCAAGAACCCAAUGGUCACUCUGACAGAGCUCCAGAGUUCCUCUGUGGAGAUGGGAGAACCUUCCAGAAGGACUACCAUCUCUGCAGCACUCCACCAAUCAGGCCUUUAUGGUAGGGUGGCCACUCCUCAGUAAAAGGCACAUGACAGCCCGCUUGGAGUUUGCCAAAAGGCACCUAAAGGACUCAGACUAUGAGAAACAAGAUUCUCUGGUCUGAUGAAACCAAGAUUGAACUCUUUGGUCUGAAUGCCAAGUGUCACAUCUGGAUAAACCUGGCACCAUCCUAUGGUAAAGCAUGGUUGUGGCAGCAUCAUGCUGUGGGGAUGUUUUUCAGCGGCAGGGACUGGGAGACUAGUCAGGAUCGAGGGAAAGUACAGAGAGAUUCUUGAUGAAAACCUGCUCCAGAGCGCUCAGGAAAAUAGCUGUGCAGCGACGCUCCCCAUCCAACCUGACAGAGCUUGAGAGGAUCUGCAGAGAAGAAUGGGAGAAACUCCCCAAAUACAGGUGUGCCAAGCUUGUAGCGUCAUACCCAAGAAGACUCGAGGCUGUAAUCGCUGACAAAGGUGCUUCAACAAAGUACUGAGUAAAUGGUCUGAAUACUUAUGUAAAUGUAUACAUUUUUGUAAAUAUACACUACCAGUCAAAAGUUUGGACAUACCUACUCAUUCAAGGGUUUUUCUUUGUUUUUACUAUUUUUUACAUUGUAGAAUAAUAAUGAAGACAUCAAAACUAUGAAAUAACACAUAUGGAAUCAUGUAGUAACCCAAAAAAAAUUGCCACCCUUUUGCCUUGAUGACAGCUUUGCACACUCUUGGCAUUCUCUCAACCAGCUUCACCUGGAAUGCUUUUCCAACAGUCUUGAAGGAGUUCCCACAUAUGCUGAGCACUUGUUGGCUGCUUUUCCUUCACUCUGCGGUCCGACUCAUCCCAAACCAUCUAAAUUGGGUUGAGGUCGGGGGAUUGUGGAGGCCAGGUCAUCUGAUGCAGCACUCCAUCACUCUCUCUCUUGGUAAAAUAGCCCUUACAUAGCCUGGAGGUGUGUUGGGUCAUUGUCCUGUUGAAAAACAAAUGAUAGUCCCGCUAAGCCCAAACCAGAUGGGAUGGCGUAUCGCUGCAGAAUGCUGUGGUAGCCAUGCUGGUUAAGUGUGCCUUGAAUUCUAAAUAAAUCACAGACAGUGUCACCAGCAAAGCACCCCCACACCAUAACACCACAUCCUCUGUGCUUUACGGUGGAACUACACAUGUGGAGAUCAUCCGUUCACCCUCACCGCGUCUCAGAAGACACGGCGGUUGGAUCCAAAAAUCUCCAAUUUGGACUACAGACCAAAGGACAAAUUUCCACCUGUCUGAUGUCCAUUGCUUGUGUUUCUUGGCCCAAACAGGUCUCUUCUUCUUAUUGGUGUCCUUUUAGUAGUGGUUUCUUUGCAGCAAUUCCACCAUGAAGGCCUGAUUCACACAGUCCCCUCUGAACAGUUGAUGUUGAGAUGUGUCUGUUACUUGAACUCUGUGAAGCAGGCUGGUAACUCUAAUGAACUUAUCCUCUGCAGCAGAGGUAACUCUGGGUCUUCCAUUCAUGUGGCAGUCCUCAUGAGAGCCAGUUUCAUCAUAGCGCUUGGUUUUUGUGACUGCACUUGAAGAAACUUUCAAAGUUCUUGAAUUUUUCCGUAUUGACUGACCAUGUCUUAAAGUAAUGAUGGACUGUCAUUUCUCUUUGCUUAUUUGAGCUGUGCUUGCCUUAAUAUGGACUUAAUAUGGACGCAUUAAGAAGGAAAGAAAUUCCACAAAUUAACUUUUAAGAAGGCACACUUGUUAAUUGAAAUGCAUUCCAGGUGACCACCUCAUGAAGCUGGUUGAGAGAAUGCCAAGAGUGUGCAAAGCUGUCAUCAAGGCAAAGGGUGGCUAUUUGAAGAAUCUCAAAUAUAAAAUAUGUUUAUUUGUUUAACACUGUUUUUGGUUACUACAUGAUUCCAUACGUGUUAUUUCAUAGUUUUGAUGUCUUCACUAUUAUUCUACAAUGUAGAAAAUUGUAAAAAAUUAAGAAAAACCCUUGAAUGAGUAUGUGGGUCCAAACUUUUGACUGGUGCUGUACAUUUGCUAACAUUUCUAAAAACCCGUUUUUGGUUUGUCCUUAUGGGGUAUUGUGUGUAGAUUGAUAAGGAAAAAAUAACAAUUUAAUCCAUUUUAGAAUAAGGCUAUAACGUAACAAAAUGUGGAAAAAGUCAAGGGGUCUGAAUACUUUCCGAAUGCACUGUAUAAGAGCUCAUCUGAAUCUCAUCUAUGGACAUAAUGGUGUCCCAAAUGGCACCUUAUUCCCUAUAUAGUGCACUACGUUUGACCAGAGCCACAGGGAAUAGGGGUCGAAAGUUGUGCACCAUAGGGUGCCGUUUGGGACGUACACAGACAACUUCCUUCCUGUUCCUGUUCAUAGAGCAAAGCACUUUUUGAGGGCAGGGUUUAAGUUCUUGAUAAAUUGUUUAUACACACACACACACACACACACACACACACAUCUUCAUGGAUGCGUCCUAAUUUGCACACUAUUCCCUUUAUAGUGCACUACUUUGGACCAGGGCCCAUGGGGCAUUGGUCAAAAGUAGAACACUAUAGGAAAUGGGGUCCCAUUUGGGACACACCUAUACAGAAAUAUAUGUUAUAGAGCAAGGACAUCAACAGCUGUUGUCAUAUUAAUGGAAUACAGAAGUGUUCAUCUGGUGAUGUAACUUUGAACGUACAGUGGGGGAAAAAAGUAUUUAGUCAGCCACCAAUUGUGCAAGUUCUCCCACUUAAAAAGAUGAGAGGCCUGUAAUUUUCAUCAUAGGUACACGUCAACUAUGACAUACAUUGAGAAAGAAAAAUCCAGAAAAUCACAUUGUAGGAUUUUUAAUGAAUUUAUUUGCUAAUUAUGGUGGAAAAUAAGUAUUUGGUCACCUACAAACAAGCAAGAUUUCUGGCUCUCACAGACCUGUAACUUCUUCUUUAAGAGGCUCCUCUGUCCUCCACUCGUUACCUGUAUUAAUGGCACCUGUUUGAACUUGUUAUCAGUAUAAAAGACACCUGUCCACAACCUCAAACAGUCACACUCCAAACUCCACUAUGGCCAAGACCAAAGAGCUGUCAAAGGACACCAGAAACAAAAUUGUAGACCUGCACCAGGCUGGAAAGACUGAAUCUGCAAUAAGUAAGCAGCUUGGUUUGAAGAAAUCAACUGUGGGAGCAAUUAUUAGGAAAUGGAAGACAUACAAGACCACUGAUAAUCUCCCUCGAUCUGGGGCUCCACGCAAGAUCUCACCCCGUGGGGUCAAAAUGAUCACAAGAGCGGUGAGCAAAAAUCCCAGAACCACACGGGGGGACCUAGUGAAUGACCUGCAGAGAGCUGGGACCAAAGUAACAAAGCCUACCAUCAGUAACACACUACGCCACCAGGGACUCAAAUCCUGCAGUGCCAGACGUGUCCCCCUGCUUAAGCCAGUACGUCCAGGCCCGUCUGAAGUUUGCUAGAGUGCAUUUGGAUGAUCCAGAAGAGGUUUGGGAGAAUGUCAUAUGGUCAGAUGAAACCAAAAUAGAACUUUUUGGUAAAAACUCAACUCGUCGUGUUUGGAGGACAAAGAAUGCUGAGUUGCAUCCAAAGAACACCAUACCUACUGUGAAGCAUGGGGGUGGAAACAUCAUGCUUUGGGGCUGUUUUUCUGCAAAGGGACCAGGACGACUGAUCAGUGUAAAGGAAAGAAUGAAUGGGGCCAUGUAUCGUGAGAUUUUGAGUGAAAACCUCCUUCCAUCAGCAAGGGCAUUGAAGAUGAAACGUGGCUGGGUCUUUCAGCAUGACAAUGAUCCCAAACACACCGCCCGGUCAAUGAAGGAGUGGCUUCGUAAGAAGCAUUUCAAGGUCCUGGAGUGGCCUAGCCAGUCUCCAGAUCUCAACCCCAUAGAAAAUCUUUGGAGGGAGUUGAAAGUCCAUGUUGCCCAGCGACAGCCCCAAAACAUCACUGCUCUAGAGGAGAUCUGCAUGGAGGAAUGGGCCAAAAUACCAGCAAAAGUGUGUGAACCUUGUGAAGACUUACAGAAAACGUUUGACCUGUGUCAUUGCCAACAAAGGGUAUAUAACAAAGUAUUGAGAAACUUUUGUUAUUGACCAAAUACGUAUUCUCCACCAUCAUUUGCAAAUAAAUUCAUAAAAAAUCCUACAAUGUGAUUUUCUGGAUUUCUUUUUCUCAUUUUGUCUGUCAUAGUUGACGUGUACCUAUGAUGAAAAUUACAGGCCUCUCAUCUUUUUAAGUGGGAGAACUUGCACAAUUGGUGGCUGACUAAAUACUUUUUUCCCCCACUGUAUAUCAACAUCCGGCAGCUGUUCUUUUAGGUGUAUAACUAUAUGUGUGGUGUGUGUGUGUGUGUGUUAUGCAGUUGCUUGGAUUAUUCACAUAGCAUAACUACAUAGCCCCUCGUUGAUUAUCCCGUACAUGUUAUAGACUUAGUAUAUUAUAACCCAAAAAUAAAAGUUGUUCUAUUUAAUUCUGUGCAUUAACCCUGGCCAGCCAUCUUGUCAAAUCAUAUUGUCGUGAGGCUUACCACCACCCACGUUAUCUAUUAUAUAAUCCAUCAUUGUGGGUAAUGGAUAUAUAUAUAUUAUUAUAAUUAAUAAAUAUAUAUAUAUAUAUUUAUUAUUAUUAUGAUCGUUGGAUAACUACAUAAUUACUAAUAUACAGUACAUCACAGGAGGCUGGUGAGCGGAAGAGGGGAGUGAAUGGAAUGGUAUCAAACACAUAAAAACGAUGUGUUUGAUAUCGUUCCAUGUAUCCCGUUCAUGCUAUUUACUAUGAGCACGCCCUCUCCAUUUAAAGUGCCACCAGUGAUGAAUGUUUUAUUUUACUGCAGCAGAUAAUUUAUACAUAAUUAGGAAUGUACGUGUUUUAUUUUGUUUACAUUUAUAUCAUACUGCAGCAGUGCUCGGUUCGGACAAUGGCACAAGAACAAGUCUCCAACGGAGUAUCGUUCCGGCCCUCGGCUCAUCAUCUUCAUGAUCGGAGGCGUGUCCCACUCCGAGAUGCGCUCCGCCUACGAGGUCACUCGAGCCACCGACGGAAAAUGGGAGGUCCUGAUUGGUAAGGAACACAAUAUUUGGACUGAACCUUAGUGUACACUUUUAUAUUUUAUUUAACCUUUUCUUUAACCAGCAAGCCAGUUGAAUUUUGUAUUUAUUUACAAUGACGACACACCAUGUACCCUCGUUUGGAAUUCCCCUGCUGGUGGCGCUAAAAGAUCCUACAGUUCCUUCAGAAAGUGUUCAUACCCCUUGACUUAUUCCACAUUUUGUUGUUUUACAGCCGGAAUUCAAAAUGGAUUUAUUUUUCUCUAGGCACAAUACCCCAUAAUGACAAGGUGAAAACAUGUUUUCAGACAUUUUCGCAAAUGUAUUGAAAUUAAAUGUAUAGAAAUAUGUAAUUUACGUAAGUAUUCACACCCCUGAGUCAAUACUUUGUAGAAGCACCUUACACCUCUGGGUAAGUCUCUAAGAGCUUUCCACACCUGGAUUGUGCAACAUUUGCCCAUUUUUAUUAUUUUCAAAUUCUUCAAGCUCUGUCAAAUUGGUUGGUGAUCAUUGCUAGACAACCAUUUUUAGGUCUUGCCAUAGAUUUUCAAGUAGAUUUAAGUCAAAACUGUAACUCGGCCACUCCGGAACAUUCACUGUCUUGGUAAGCAACUCCAGUGUAGAUCUGGCUUUGUGUUUUAGGUUAUUGUCCUGCUGUCAAGUUGAAGCAGACUGAACCAGGUUUUACACUAGGAUUUUGCCUCCUGUUAGCUCUGUUUCUUUUUUAUUCUGAAAAACACCCCAGUCCUUAACUAUUACAAGCAUACCCAUAACAUGAUGCAGCCACCAUUAUGCUUGAAAAUAUGGAGAGUUGUACUCAGUAAUGUGUUGUAUUGGAUUUCCCCCAAACAUAACACUUUUUGUAUUCAGGACAAAAAGUUAAUUGCUUUGCCACAUUCUUUCCAGUAUUACUUUAGUGUGUUGUUGUAAACAAGAUGCAUGUUUUGGAAUAUUUGUAUUCUGUACAGGCUUCCUUCUUUUCACUCUGUCAAUUAGGUUAGUAUUGUGGAGUAACUAUACUGAACAAAAAUAUAAAAGCAACAUGUAAAGUGUUGGUCCCAUAUUUCAUGAGCUGAAAUAGAAGAUCCCAGAAAUGUUCCAUAUGCACAAAAAGCUUAUUUCGCUAAACUUUUGUGCAUAAAUCUGUUUACACCCCUGUUAGUGAGCAUUUCUCCUUUGCCAAGAUAAUCUAUCCACCUGACAGAUGUGGCAUAUUGUGCACCUUGUGCUGGGGACAAUAAAAUGCCACUAAAAUGUGCAGUUUUGUCACAACACAAUGCCACGCAUCUACAAUUUUGAAGGAGCAUGCAGUUGGCAUGCUGACUGCAGGAAUGUCCACCAGAGCUUUUGCCAGAGAAUGCAAUGUUCAUUUCUCUACCAUAAGCCGCCAACAACAUCAUUUUAGAGAAUUUGUCAGUACGUCCAACCGGCCUCACAACCGCAGACCAUGUGUAACCACGUCAGGACCUCCACAUCCGGCUUCUUUAUCUGCGGGAUUGUCUGAGACCAGGCACCCUGACAGCUGAUAAAACUGAGGAGCAUUUCUGUCUCUAACAAAGCCCUUUUGUGGGGAAAAACUCAUUCUGAUUGGCUGGGCCUGGCUCCCAAGUGGGUGGGUCUAUGCUCUCCCAGGCCCAUCCAUGGCUGCGCCCAUGCCCUGUCGUGAAAUCCAUAGAUUAGGGCCUAAUUUAUUUAUUUCAAUUGACUGAUUUCCUUAUAUGAACUGUAUCUCAGUAAAAUCUUUGAAAUUGUUGAAUGUUGCGUUUAUUUUUAAUCAGUAUACAAUGUUGUUGUCUCUCCCGAGUGGCGCAGUGGUCUAAGGCACUGCAUCGCAGUGCUAGCUGUGCCACUAGAGAUCCUGGUUCGAAUCCAGGCUCUGUCGUAGCCGGCCGCGACCGGGAGACCCAUGGGGCGGCGCACAAUUGGCCCAGCGUCGUCCAGGGUAGGGGAGGGAAUGGCCGGCAGGGGAUGUAGCUCAGUUGGUAGAGCAUGGCGUUUGCAACGCCAGGGUUGUGGGUUCGAUAAAAUAAUGUAUGUGCUAACUGUAAGUCGCUCUGGAUAAGAGCAUCUCCUAAAUGACUAAAAUGUAAUGUAAAAUGUUGUUGAUCCAUCCUCAAUUUUAUCCUAUCACAGCCAUUCAACUCUAACUGUUUAAAGGUCACCAUUGGCCUCAUGGUGAAAUUCCUGAGCGGUUUCCUUCCUCUUCGGCAACUGAAUUAGGAAGGACGCCUUUAUCUUUGUAGUGACUGGGUGUAUUGAUACACCAUCCAAAGUGUAAUUAAUAACUUCACCAUGCUCAAAGGGAUCUCUGCUUUUAAUUUUUUUACCCGUCUACCAAUAUGUCCCUUUCUUUGCGAGGCAUUGGAGAAUCUCCCUGGUCUUUGUGGUUGAAUAUGUGUUUGAAAUUCACUGCUCGACUGAGGGACCUUACAGAUAAUUGUAUGUGUGGGGUACAGAGAUGAGGUAGUCAUUCAAAAAUCAUGUUAAACACUAUUGCACACAGUGUGAAUCCAUGCAACUUAUUAUGUGACUUGUUAAGCACAUUUUUACUCCUGAACUUAUUUAGGUUUUCCAUAACAAAGGGGUUGAAUACUUAUUGACUCAAGACAUUUGAGCUUAAAUGUUUUUAUUAAUUUGUAAACAUAAAAAAACAUAAUUCCACUUUGACAUUAUGGGGUAUUGUCUGUAGACCAGUGACAAAAAAUCUCUAAAUUCAGACUGUAACACAACAAAAUGUGGGAAAAGUCAAUACUUUUUGAAGGCACUGUAUAUCCCCCAGCAUGUAUGUUUCUUUAAUGUUGAUGCGCUGCUAAGUCUGUCUCUCACCAUACAUUUUCAUCAUGAAUCUUCACUGUGAAUGUAAGCAUCUUUGGGUUUCAGAAAAGCGCUAUAUAAGUACUAUAGUAUUUGUCUGUUCCUCUCCUCUCUAUAGGUUCGUCUCACAUUGUCACUCCCACCAGCUUCCUAAAUGACCUGAAGAAGCUGGACCUGGUUCCAACUCCUGAAAGCUAGAUAUAACCCUCCCUUCUCUCCUCGGCCUGGAAGGGAGCUGGUCUGAGUCUGCUGGGAGAAUGGCUCUGAACACAAACCUGGAUUCAAAUUGUGUUUUUUCUUUCAAAUAAGUUGAGAGUUUUGAUUAAGUCUGCCGGGAGUACCAGACCAGUGGGAUUUGCAGUUUGUACUUUUAGGACUAUUCCAGUGGUUCCAUUGGGUUAGACAAGCUCAAUUAAGCACACUUAAAGUAUUUGAAAGAAAACAAAUACUAUUUGAACCCAGGUCUGCUCUUAACGGAGUUGUUCAUUAUGAGAUGCUUGUGUACUCUUCUAAUGUUGCACAGUUUGAGACAGCUGUAAAACAUAAAGUGCCAUUUUAAGAUGUAGUCAUCAUUAAAGGAUAGUAUCUUGUAUUUUCAGUCUUUUAUCGAAUUUAUUUUAUUUUAAUUAUGCUUGAAGCAAAAAAAAAUAUGUAGAUACGUAUUAAUAUAAUGCUGUGAUGGAAAUUUUUUGCUCUGAAUAUUUAAUUAAAACAGUCUAUAUUAUGAAGAUUAUUUGAAUCGGUCUCUGUCUUCUACUGUAAUUGAGUUACAAAUAUGUGAAUCAUCAUUAUACUUUUCUCAACAUUUCCCUUUUCCCUUUUAUCUGUUUAUCUAUGUAGUAGUACCAUCCCUGUUCAACAAUACUCGUCUACAACUUUAUACCCAGAAUUCAUUACAUAUUUUGAUAUAUUGCCUGUUCUUUCAUUCUCCAGAUCAGCAUGAAGGUCAUUUUUUUUCUCCCCAAUGCUUGUAGGUAUUUAUAUGAAGGAUGCAGGAAAUUAGUGACUGCUGUACACCAAAGAACCUUGGGCUGCAUCUCAACAGUCUAAAGUGGCUUCCUCUCCUUCUGUCCUGUCAGUGCAAAUGAAUGAAAGGAGAUAAGGAGCAGUGGCCUCUUUAGACUAUUGAGAUGCAACCUUUGUGUUGGGACCAUUAAAUACUUGUGUGCCUUUCCCGAGUUACAUUUAUUGUUUUCAUCUGUCUGAAUGUCUUUACUACUGUAGUGUGUCUUCCUCUGAAAUCAUGCACUUUUAUAAUAUACGUUUUAUAAAGGAAGGGAUGAAGUGUGGUUGUUUGGGCUUUUGUUGUCUUUGUAUUUUGGUCAAAAUUAUGAAUAAACAAUAUGCUUAUCCUCACCUCUUAAUAUUGCAUUAUGUCUCAGUCUGAAUAGCAAAUAUCUGUCCCCCUUCAAAAAUAAAUAGGGUUUAAUGUGU